This is a messenger RNA of Phasianus colchicus (ring-necked pheasant), 1646 nucleotides long. Its product is annotated as cytochrome P450 2J6-like. The record is from RefSeq and is a predicted model, not a curated record. NCBI's taxonomy places the organism in Eukaryota, Metazoa, Chordata, Aves, Galliformes, Phasianidae. Gene Ontology annotation, cellular component: intracellular membrane-bounded organelle; cytoplasm. Gene Ontology annotation, molecular function: iron ion binding; heme binding; oxidoreductase activity, acting on paired donors, with incorporation or reduction of molecular oxygen, reduced flavin or flavoprotein as one donor, and incorporation of one atom of oxygen. Gene Ontology annotation, biological process: xenobiotic metabolic process.
GUAAAAGCAGCAGCAAUGUUGUCCAUAAAUCAAGUUGUGAUAGCACUGGUUGUCUUCCUUUUGGUUAUGCAGUUUUUAAAGUUGCAACGAGCACGGAGACGCUUUCCUCCUGGACCGACCCCUCUCCCCGUUCUUGGCACCUUGCUGCAGCUGAACUUCCAGAUCAAUCGUGACUGCCUCAUGAAGUUGGCAAAAACUUACGGCAAUGUGUUCACCUUGUGGUUUGGAUGGGCCCCGGUGAUUGUACUGAAUGGAUUCCAAGCAGUGAAGGAUGGUAUGACCACACAUCCCGAAGAUGUGUCUGGGAGGCUGGUGUCUCCUUUCUUCAGAGCUAUGGCCAAAGGAAAAGGGAUUAUGUUGGCCACUGGUCACACAUGGAAGCAGCAGAGGAGGUUUGCACUGAAGACUCUACGCAACCUGGGUCUGGGGAAGAGAGGUCUGGAACAACGAGUGCAAGAAGAGGCCCAGCACCUGCUGGAAUUCUUUGCAAGUUUGAAAGAGAAACCUCUGGAUCCUUAUUACCCUCUCAUUCAUUCCGUCUCCAAUGUAAUUUGUGCCGUUGUUUAUGGACACCGCUUCUCCAGAGGGGAUGAAACCUUCCAUGAACUGAUUAGAGCCACAGAGCAUAUCUUCAAAUUUGGAGGCAGCCUUCUUCACCAUCUGUAUGAAAUCUUCCCCUGGCUGAUGUGCCAUCUCCCUGGUCCUCAUAAGAAAGCAUUGUCUUGCUAUGACAUUUUGAGCUCUUUUACAAGGAGGGAGAUCAGAAGGCACAAGGAGAGAGAGCUACCAGAUGAACCGCAGGAUUUCAUUGACUUUUAUCUAGCUCACAUUGAAAAAUCUGGAGAUGAACCCAAGUCUACGUACAAUGAAGAAAACAUGGUUUAUUCUAUAAAUGACCUCUUCUUGGGUGGAUCGGAGACAACGAGCACUACUUUGAACUGGGGCCUCCUCUAUAUGGUGGCAUAUCCAGAUGUCCAAGAGAAAGUGCAGAAGGAGCUGGAUGCUGUUUUGGGUCCUUCCCAGACCAUCUGCUAUGAGCAUCGGAGAGAACUGCCCUAUACGAAUGCUGUGAUCCAUGAGAUCCAGCGCUUCAGCAACAUUAUCUCUAUUGGCAUGCCCAGGGUGUGUGUGAGGAACACAACAUUGCUGGGAUUUCCCCUCAAAAAGGGCAGCAUUGUUCUUCCAAAUAUUGCUUCUUCUUUGUAUGACCCAGAGCACUGGGAAACACCUCGACAGUUCAACCCUGGUCAUUUCUUGGAUAAGGAUGGAAACUUUGUGAGCCAAGAAGCCUUCUUGCCAUUCUCAAUAGGGCACCGGGUGUGUUUGGGGGAGCAUCUGGCAAGGACUGAGCUCUUCAUUUUCUUUGCCAACCUGCUGCGGGCAUUCACCUUCCGGCUCCCUGAGGGAGUGACGACGACCAACACUGAGCCCAUUUUUGGGGGCACACUGCAGCCCCACCCAUACAAGGUGUGUGCCAUCCCACGCUAGGCUGCGGACAUCACAGACCACCUGCACAGCAGUCUUACUUUUGUGAACAUACGGUCUCGAGACCGUAUAUACCAACUACAUGGUCGCGUGACCAUAUUACUUUUUCCCCUACUGCUCAGAAAGUCCCUUUUAUCUACAGUAGAGGAUUUUUUUUUCGA